This is a messenger RNA of Camellia sinensis, 780 nucleotides long. RefSeq lists its product as uncharacterized. The record is from RefSeq and is a predicted model, not a curated record. Lineage: Eukaryota; Viridiplantae; Streptophyta; Magnoliopsida; Ericales; Theaceae.
CCCAUCCACCCCUCUCUCUCUCUCUCUCUCUACGCUCUCCUCUCUCUCUUAAAUGCAUUUCUCACAGAACGCUCUCUUCUCAACUUUUAAAUAUUCCUCACUCUCUCUUCAUCUCAUCACACUCCAUGCCCACACACCAUGAACACUACCACCAUUUUUUUCAUAGCUUUUCUCCUCACCUCAGUCCUCUCCCUUGUAACCCGACCCGAACCCACCAGAUCAUCCCAACCCCAGCCCAAACCCUCCAAAGAAACGGGUCACCACCCAACCCAAAACAACAACAAUAAUGGUGGUGGUGGUGGUGGUGGGGGAUUCUUCGGUCCCGGAGGCGGUUUCAAUGUACCCGGGUUUGGAAACGGGUGGAGCAAUGGCAUAGUCGGUGGCGGAUACGGAGCAGGGUACGGGACUCCAACUGGAGGGUACUCAAAAGGUGGGAUCAUAAGACCGACUGUGGUGUGUAAACACAAGGGUCCAUGUUAUAAUAAGAAGCUUAUGUGUCCAGCCAAGUGCUUCACCUCCUACAACCAUUCCGGCAAGAACGACGGUGGUGGUGGCGGCGGCGGUGGUUGCACCAUAGACUGCAAGAAGAAGUGUGUUGCUUACUGUUAGGUUUAGGAGGAGCCAGUAGGCUUAAUAUAUACGUGUGUGUAUGUAAUAUGAGGCUGUGAUGCUUUAUUGGUGUUUGUUUUUAGUGCAUUCAUAUAAUUAAAAGCAGCUCCAACGUUACUUAAAUUUUUCAUUAUAUUUGAAUAAAAAUUUAAGUAAAAGUUUGAUAUGAUA